AAGAGACGGAACGGAUACGUCCGUUGUUCAUUUAGCUAGCUAGCUAGCUAGCUCUGUGAAGUAAAAAAAAAAAAAAAAAGUUAGCAUAAAUAUUUGGUUGGAGAACUCUAGAAGAACACGUCGAAACUGCAGUUGAAAACAUUUCGCACAUCUUUCAAUGGUUUUAAGUUACUCGUCGUGUGGUUCACUUGCUUCUAGCAACAAACAAAGCUAUGGCAAUGUAGCCAACGUUUGCAAAUGGCUACACCAUUUUAUCGUUUUAGCUAGCUAAUGAUAUCUAGUCUAGUGCUUAUCGAAGUCCAAUUUAUCUUGUUGAAUCAAACCAAGAUAGAGCUAACUAACGGUUUACCUCUGUAACGUUGGUUAAGGUCUUUUUAGCAAAUGAGGUGGCUAGACUACUUCCAAGGAAGGAUAAGCAAAGCUAGCAAGCUGACGAUGGCUGCAUUAACAUUACUCUGUUGACAUUUUUUUUCACUUGUGCUUUUAUCUCUAAACUAUUUGAAACGUCCGGUAACAUUAUAAGCGACAAAAGACUCGUAGCUAAAGGCUAGUCAAAAUAAAGACAAGCAGGCUAUUUUACCGACGAGGUUAGGUAUCGCUAGCUUGGUAUUGACUGCGGACUCAAGUAACUUAACCAACUUCAGAUCUUUACCUACGCGAGGAGACGACAAAAAGAAUGCUUGGGGAGUGUGGUAUGCUGGAGCUUGACAAAGCUACGUUGCGGAAGUGCAGUGUUAAGCUGUGCAAAGAUAUGGUUUUGGACGAGCUGCUGGUUCAGAUGCUGAAGACUGACGGAAUUCUUUCAGAAAAUAUGGCAGAGAGCAUUCUGGUCAACAGCACAUCCCAGACGAAGAACUAUAAACUGCUAUCCCUCCUGCCGAAACGAGGGUCUUGUGCCUUCAGUAGCUUCUGCAAGGCACUGAGGGAGACUGAGCAGCAGGACCUGUGCAUACUGCUGAUGGAGGAGAGAGAAAGGCUCAGAGAGGAAUAUGUGGACUCCGCCCUGCCCCUCCCCACCCAGGACACUGCCAAGGCCAAGAGAGCCAGGUUGCACGAGUCGGUGGAGAUGUGUCUGGACGCAGACAGCCCCAUCACCAAGCCCGUGCUCCCCUGUUCUCGUGACUUCUACCUCUCUCACUUCCAGCAGGCCUACCGCAUGGACUCCAGUCCCCGCGGCCGGGCCCUUGUCAUCAGCAACGUGACCUUUGACCCGCUGGCCCCUGACCUGGACAGGCGGGUGGGAGGGGAAGUUGACGAGGAGGUGUUGGGAAAGCUCUUCACUGAGCUGGACUACACGGUGAUGCUGCGGAAGAACCUCUCGGUCCAGGAGAUGCAGGUCUGCGUGGAGCAGUUCAGCAGGAGUCUGGACCAUCGGACUAUGGACAGCUGUGUGGUGUGCCUGCUGUCUCACGGGGUGGAGGGGGCGGUGUACGGCACGGACGGGCAACUGUUGGAGCUGGACUGGGUGUUUAAGUCUUUUGACAACGAGCACUGCCCUCAGCUCCAGAACAAGCCCAAGAUGUUCUUCAUUCAGGCCUGCAGGGGAGAGGAGAUGGACUGCGGUGUGGACCAGCGGGACGGCUCAGAGAGAACCCAGUCUCCCGGGUGUGAGGAGAGGGACGCGGGCAGGGAGGCGCAGGAGGACCGGGAGAGGGAGGAGAGGGAGCGGCUGAGAGUCAAGCUGCCCAAGCGCUCCGACAUGAUCUGUGGCUUCGCCUCACUGAAAGGCACAGCUGCUAUGAGGAACACAAAGAAGGGCUCCUGGUUCGUUCAGGAACUGAACACCGUGCUGAGAGACAAGGCCAGAGACACUCACAUGGCCGACAUCCUGGUGCAGGUUAACAGGCGUAUUAAACAGAGGGAAGGCGAUGCUCCAGGGACCUCCUACCAUCGCUGCAAGGAGAUGUCCGAAUUCACCAGCUCCCUGUGCAAAGACCUCUUCCUGUUCCCCAAGUACUGCCCCCAGAGACCCCCCGCUCUCCCCCUCUGGAACAACCAAAGGGCUGGGUGUGGAAAUUGAAGUCUCUGCAUGCAACUCUGUAUACCAGCCAGAGUGUACUCCAUUUGGUUUUUUAAGAUUUUCAAUGUUAUUUUUUGUAUUUUUUAUUUUUUUUAUGACUCGAAAAUAAUUGUAUUUAAUUUUAAUUUUUGUUUAAUUAUGUUUAAUUAUUUUAUAUGCAGAACCGCUUGAAUAGUUUUUAGCGAACGCUUUAACAUUUCAAAACUGUUUUGUAGGUUUUUGAUGUUAAAAGAAUACAGCAACACCAGCAUUGCAAACUGCAGAGUUUAUAAAUAAUGUAAGUCACGUGUGUGUGUGUGUGUGUGUGUGUGUGUGUGUGUGUGUGUGUGUGUGUGUGUGUGUGUGUGUGUGUGUGUGUGUGUGGGGGUGCGUGCGUGCGUGCGUGCGUGCGCGAGUGUGUAUGAGAAGUUUUAUGCAAGAAGAGCAGGACACACUCCCUGUAACACCUUCUUUGCGAGCACAAGGCGGGAGUGUUGGGAAGCCAGGCGGUCCGCCCUGGUUGAGUGUUGUCAGUAUUUAGGAGACUGGCCUGUACAGAAGGGUGUCAGGUUGGGUGGCAGCCUGUCUCUCAGUGUCACUGUGCUGUCGGUUUUAAGAGCUCUGGGGGAUUUCCUGGGCCUGGGUACUGUCCCACUGGGGCCGGCUGUCUCUCUCCUGGUUCUGCCGUGACGGCCAUCCUGACUGACACACAGGCCCGAUUAGCCGAUGCACACUCUGGUACUCCUGUCCCUCAGACUGACCUAUUGAACAAGCUGUGCGUGCCUCGCGUGUCACUUCCUGUCGUGCCCAGUGCGGUCCAGGUUUGCUUUUAGAGGCAGUGUUGCAGUCUUUGUGUGUGAGCAGUGAGCUCCAGUGUUACUUAAGUCAAUACAUUCCUAUGGUUUAGCGUAAGGGCCGGUAAACAAACACAUCGGCUCUGGAGUCAGAAGCAGUGCUGCUCAGGCCUGUGCCAGUGAUGACUGAGUAUGGAGGUUUUCAACUAAUCCCCACAUCUGCCCAUCUCAGUCAUUCUUAUUCCAGCCGGAGCGGAGCGGGGGAGUUGUUGAAAGGGCAGAUGUAGUGACUUGGACCUGCGUACCCCCCGGUCCUCCGUGGCACGUGACUGGGCUCUGUGAAAGCAGAAACGUUGCCGCCAGUGAGCAAUCACGUGACACGGUGACGCUUUGGCAUCCUUCUAGAGGCAGGGCGGGUUUAACUUAGCCUGGGCUCCUUGGGUUAAAGGCCACAUUAGUUACUGUCAAUAGCACACCAGCUCUCCACAAGCACCCUGUUUUCAUCGGCGUGCCCUCUCCCCUGCAGUGCUGUGGGAAACGGGCCCUGGCACGCGCGUGGUUAGUGCUUUAGCGGCGGGACUCUGUGGGGGUGUAGGUGGCACAGUGAUGACUCCAGGGGACGUGAUUGGAGGUUCCAGAUUAAAGAGAACUGAACUCUCUUGUGGGGAAUUCUGUUGAAAAAAGACAGCGAAGGCACCUGCUGGUUGCAUUGUUUGAAGCCUGAGAUGAAGUGCAUUGUGGUUAGAUUGCUCCUGGGCCUGUGUGGCUACAGUCAUUUGGAAACUUCAGCUGCAGAACCAUUUUGGUUUGAGAGAUUGCAAAAACAGCCAGCACAGUGAGAGAGCAGGGCGUUCGGGCUCCUAUGCACGCGCACGCACACACACACACACACACACACACACACCACAUGCACACACACCACAUGCAUGCAUGCACGCACACUCACGUGCAAACACACACACACACACACAUGCACACACACACUCACGCCACACAGACUCUGCGUGCGUUCCUCCAGAGGGGAUCCUGAAGGCUGGAGAAACGGCACACUCCACAUUGUAUUGGAAAGGAAUGAAAUGUAGAUUUUUAUGGUAAAACAAAACUUUUUGAAAGUAUGUAUUUUUGAUACAGAGACGUCCUACCACUGAAAUAUUCCGUAGUUUAGCACAGUAGUUGACGGAAGCUUUCGUCACAUCACUAGGUGAGUUUUGGUUACAUGACCUCGGAACGACCUCCAUUUCGAAAUGUGCAUAUUGUACUUGUGUAAAAUGGAACCUCCCACACAUUAUGUUGUAUUUUAAUAUGCCAAACGUGCAGCAUCCUUUUAAUUGACUGUACUGUUGUUUUUUUAUUAUUAUUUAGAUUGUUUUAUGUAACGCUUCCCUCAUCAGGCAGGAAAGAUUACUGUGCGGUAUGGCACAGUAACCGUGUAGUAUGUGGGUGUUUAACGGGAGGGUCAGUGCUGGCUCAGUCCAGUAGGAAGAGUGGUUAUAGUGGUACUACUACAGUGUAGUACACGGUGUUUGGGAGAGGAAUGGUAUUGAUGGAAGGGUUAAACAGAGUUGACUGGCUUUAUGAGACAUUGUAUAGUCCAGUGUGUUUCAAGGCAGCUCAGGACAUGGGAGUGCAGCGUGUGUAUAUUCCUUUAUAUGAUACUCUGGCUCUAAUUCACUGCCACUAUCUAGUCUACCAAGCUAUUGGAGGUGUUGGGAGGUGUGGGUGCUUCUGGGUAAAUUUUUAUUAAUUGAACAGAUUUCUUUCCUUUUUUUUUUAUACUUCAAUGACUGCCAAAUGUAAAAUGUAUAUCAGAAUUAAAGUAAUUCAAUGAAUUAAA
Messenger RNA from Conger conger (European conger), 4627 nucleotides. RefSeq names its product caspase 2, apoptosis-related cysteine peptidase (gene casp2). The record is from RefSeq and is a predicted model, not a curated record. Gene Ontology annotation, biological process: regulation of apoptotic process; proteolysis. The transcript is spliced from 11 exons. Gene Ontology annotation, molecular function: cysteine-type endopeptidase activity. Bases 677 to 2020 code for a protein of 447 amino acids. NCBI's taxonomy places the organism in Eukaryota, Metazoa, Chordata, Actinopteri, Anguilliformes, Congridae.